Messenger RNA from Ceraceosorus guamensis, 821 nucleotides. RefSeq lists its product as hypothetical. The record is from RefSeq and is a predicted model, not a curated record. Lineage: Eukaryota; Fungi; Basidiomycota; Exobasidiomycetes; Ceraceosorales; Ceraceosoraceae. The transcript has a single exon. Bases 249 to 752 code for a protein of 167 amino acids.
CCAGCACAGCACGAGAUCUGUGGCUUUGUCCGCACCCCAUGCUGACCUCUGCCGUGCCCACUGACUGCUCACCACUCGAUAUGCGCGGUCAGUAUCGACGUAAUGUCGCUUUCAACCUCGCCAACAUGCAAGAGGCUCAAGGACAGGGACAGGGACAGGGACAGGGACAAGCGUCCACUUUCAAUGCAUCCUGAGGGGGGGCGCUCUUAGAUUGCGAUCAGGCGUUCGCCAAGGGGGAGAAAGAGGCGAUGCAAAGGGUGUUGGAAGAAGAUGUGCGGACAAGUCUAGGCGCCCCCAUCGGCCCAGCAGCGCCGCUGCCUGACCCUCUCGGCAAGCUGGCGGGCGGACUCGAGAUCAGACAGGUGGACGUUGAGACAUCGACGAUGAAAUGCGAAAAAGCAGCAGCUCAUCAAACGAACAGGAACACUUGCACAAGCCCCAAUCCGUAUCCCACUAACAUCCGUGCAGCCUCAUCACAGCUCCACCCACCUCGCGCCUCUUCAUUUCGUCCCCCUUUGCGUCCGCUUCCACGACUUUUCGAAAUCUACUCACUCAAGCAGCCUUCGGCUGCUUUGCUCCCCUUCGCCUCACUCCUUUCCUCCUCCUCGCCCCCCGCCUCGUCUCUUCUCGUCUCGGCCUGUCCUGCCCUGCCCCGCCCGAAUCCUCGUGGCCUCGCAGCCCUGUAUUUGUACCCCCCGCGCACCCACGUACAAAAGAAGCCGUGCAUGCGCAUCAGUAUGCCGCAUGCCUAAACGCGUUCAAGUCCAGUACCAAAACGUUGCGCCAAAAGAAAAACAAAAAGGUGUGGGCCUUUCCGAAGG